Molecule: messenger RNA, 6990 nt
Organism: Patiria miniata (bat star)
Lineage: Eukaryota; Metazoa; Echinodermata; Asteroidea; Valvatida; Asterinidae
Exons: 43
Coding region: 1-6990 (2329 amino acids)
Source: RefSeq, a predicted model, not a curated record
AUGAAAGUCAAAAUUGCUUCAGGAUUGAAUCUGAGAUACUCUAUCAACAAGCAGAAUGAUACUCAAGAGUUGAAGUUGAGCAUGGUGCUAGAAUAUUGCAUUGAUGGACUGUGCACUGACAUCAACAUAACGCAUUACGUCCCAAUCCCUGUAUGCAACCCAGGCUUCAGCAGUUACAGUCUAUCUGUGGACGGUUUCAUAGAGACAGUAUCAGGACAGGUCAUCCAGGGAGCAUCGCUAGCCCUUCUAUCACAGCUUGGAAUCGACCCAGACUUCUUCAGCAGUCAACCGUGUCUCAACCCCAUGGGGCCUCAGUCUUAUGGCAAUUGUCCCAGCAUGCAGUUUCCCAGUAGCCUGACCCCUUUGGCUCACUGUGGCAUCCUCAACACUUGCUUUGGCAUACAGUGCUGCCUGGAUGUGAACCUUGGACCGUUACAUCAUUCAUUCAGUACCUCUAUGGUGAUAGAUCCAUGCCUUGGCCAGCUGACGCUACAGUUUGGCAACUGGCAGUACAGUAAAUCCCUCUCACACCUGGAUUUUGAUACAAGUCAGGAGAUCACUAUCGGAAACUUUGUCAUGCUCAGGUUCACCUUGGAGCUCAUGGAUGGUGAGAUAUCAAUGAGUCUCUCCAUAGAUGCAUGCAUCCAUGGUCAUUGUACAGGACAACUCAUGAUCUUAGAUGGUGCAGUAUCCCCUCUUCCUAUGUGCUUCCCCAACGGAACCAUCUCCUGGAAUAAUCUACCAGGUAUAACCUCAAUCUCUCAGCUCGGAAGCCUGGACGCUGGAUUUGAGGUUGUGGCUCAGGCUCUUGGCUUACCAUCUCGUCUAGUCUCGGCCACACCUUGCCCACCUGUGAUCCAGCCUAGUCAGUCUGGAGUGUGUCCACACCUCCCCUCUCUGCCCACACUUCCGUCAGGAGGUGUAUGUCACUAUUCAGAUGCCUGCCUAGGGGUGGAGUGUUGUCUAGCAGUAGACCUCGGCAUUAUCAGUCGCACUCUGAGGGCAUGGCUGAUUGUAGACCCCUGUGAUUUCAAACUGAGUGUUGGAUUUGAGAACUGGAGUUACAAUGUCACCCUUUUAAGUUACAAGUGGGGCAAAGUGACAAGGGAAAGACUGAGUGAUGUUGUCUUGCUUACCUUCACAAUCGACAAGACCACAGACAACCGUAACUUGCUCCUCUCCCUCUCCCUGCAACUCUGCAUCGCUGGAGGCUGUGCUCCUGACAUUGUCAUCCUUCAGGACUUCACAGCACCAAUACCAUUCUGUACUCCCAAUGGAACUUUGGAGUGGGCUCAAGACUUGGGUGAUAUCGGAGAUUAUGCUAGUGGCCUUGUAGUGAACCGUCUGAGUGUCAGCGCUGAUGUUCUCCUACCUCAACCAUGCAGUGGUCCACCAGAGCAAAUCACACCAGCAACCACAGGCUGCAGUUCACUUGCUGUACCAUCAGCUGUCGCACCAUUCUGUUCCCUGGAUCAGUCAUGCCUUGGGGUUGGUUGUUGCUUGAACUUUGACCUGGGCAUAGUUCAGAGGUCAUUUUCUGUCUGGGUGAAGCUGGAUCCGUGUGCUCGCACUUUCUCAUUUGGAUUUGAGAAAUGGAGUCAUGUUGAGACGAUUGGCAUACAACUACUGCAGACUCAUUCCUUUGAGAAAACCCUAGGAGUUCUGAAGAUCAGGUAUGAUGUAGAGCGGCCCCAUAAUACUAUCUAUGACGUGGAUCUAGACAUCAGCUUGUGCUGGCAGGGUGCAUGUGCUGAACCCAUGGUCAUUCUCAGAGAUGCAAUGUUCUCAGGAUCUCAUUGUGAUGAUCAAGGAGGAGGCAGCAGCACAAGGAGGAAGCGAAGAAGUGUGGACGACCUUGAAUCUGCUGAGGAACUGGACAGCACGGAAGACCUGACAGCUAAUCCUAUAGACAAGGCCAGGGCCUACUUUAAGACCAUUCUUAGUGGAGGCUCCACCUCGUAUUCAGCAGAGGAUAACACCAUGACUAAGCUGCAGCCAGAGAAAGCUGUCAAGCCCAGGAUUGCUGAAUCAGGUACAGCAAGCCGUCGCUCCAUGGGUCUUCUCAUCUUUGGUGAUGAAGAUGAAACUCCAGUUACCAGGAGAAGGAGAAGGGACCUGUCACUCUCAGUGACUGCAGGAGGAGCUAGCUUGUUUGACCUUAGUCUCAGUCCUGGCGCUGACUCGGGCACAUGGCAGGGAGAUGUCAUCAUUGGUGGAGGAUUAACGCAGAAAGGUUUGGAUGCUCUUGGCCGACGUAUUGCCAACAUGACCGUAGGGGAGUUAGAAGCAAUGCUGGAUCUGCAGAAUAUCGACCCAUUCACUGUGGUUCAGUUGAUGAAAGACCUACGUGCUCUCUUUAGGACCUUUAUUGAGGAGCUCAUCGAUGUCAUCAUCAAUGGCAAGGCAGAUGACAACUUUAAGCAAUUUGACCUUGUCCUGAGUGGGACAAUUCCUUUCCCAAGACGACAUGCUAAAUUUUUGGAAGCUGGCUGGGGCGUACCAAUCGGUGCAUUUAUCUUCCUGGAAUUUACCAUUGAAGCAGGAGGUUUCUUUGACAUGAAGAUACCAGUAUCUGUUGCCCUCGUGUCCAUGAAAGCACAGGGUGGCAUAACACCUAUGGUGGGUGCAUAUGUAAAGGGUGGUGUUUCUGUAAAUGUUGGAAACUUCCUGUUUGGUGGGAUACAACUGCAUGCUGAUGUUCUACACACUAGCUUCCCGAUUGUGGCUGAGAUUCUCUUCUCCAAAUUCCCACUAGAUGUUGGAUUGAAGAUGGACAUGGAUAUGAUUCCUCUGGUCAUUCGCCUGAAAGCUUUGGUGACGGUGGAAAUCCCCUUCUUCGGAAGGAAAACUCUGUUCAACAAGGAACUAUGGCGCUACACGGCUCCUGCUGUACACAAAAAUAUAUUUGAUAUUCACACCAAGGAGCCUGAUACAUCACCUCCGGAGAUUGAAGCAUACUCAACACCAGUGGACGCCGCUGGAUCCACAAGGAGGAGUGCAGCAGGCACCAAUCUGUGUGGCGUUGAGCAGGUUCCUGGACUAGACUACACAGAGCCAGCCUUCCAGCUGGAGAUGGUAGCAGCUGAUGACAAGAGCUUGGUGAAGUUCUUCUAUCAGGUUGGGACGGCACCUGGAGGUAGCGAUGUGGUCUCUAAGACGGAGUUUGGUGGACCCUCAGCUAUCAUUUCACAAAUUCUUCUAGGAGGACAUCCUCUUUACUUCACUGUUUAUGCCAUGAACAACGGUGGAGGCACUUCCACAGCUACCUGCAGCCUGCCGACCUUUGACAUCACCUUGCCAACGGGUCGCAUCACACCAGACUUCACCUCCACCAGUCACCCAUACAUUCUCCGUGCAUCGGCCGUGGUGUAUGAUGACUCAGUUAUCUUGAUGCAGAAGGAAGGUGUCGGUCUCAGCCCUGGAAUUUGGGGCGAUCAGAUUGUGCCAUGGAAUACCAUUGAUAUCACUGAGAGGCAGCACCUUGGAGAUUCAAUCAAUGACUUUCACUACUUCACCGCUGCCAAAAAAGGCCGCCUCAUCUCCAAGCCAACGUCAACCAUCAUUCAUCACAACCCCAACUUCUGUGUGCGGGACUGCCUAGUACUCCCAGAAACCCAAUGUCUGAGUAUCAACUACGACUAUGGGGACUUCACCUGUGAACUGCUGAAGGAAAUUGAGGGCCAUGGGGUCGAAGUUCAUGAGUCUGGACUCUUCUCCCAUUAUGAGCGGCUUGGUGUGGGCCACGCUGUAGAGUUCAAUCACGAAUCACUCCAACUCGUCCACAACAACCUCUACUACUUCAACAUAGAGCUCCUCAACUACGUGGGGUACGAGAACAUCAUUUCGUCCGUCGGCAUCAUCACGGACUUCACUACACCAGACCCUGGGCUAAUUGUGAAUGGGACCAGGGAUGAGGUGGUGCGUGAAGCGUGUGUGGAGUUCACACCAGAGGAAUGGGAGAGACGAUGCAUUGAAGACACACCGCUGGUGAACCACCGCUAUAUCACUGAUGGUCCUGGUUCUAUGACAGUGUUUAAUGGCCAUGAGGAACUUGUUGACGUGCUGUAUACAAGAAGCAAUACCUUCAUGGCAGCCAACUGGGAAGGCAUCCAUGACAAUGAGACUGGUAUCCAUGGCUACACCUGGUCCAUUGGUAACGCUGUAUGUGAUGAUGAUGUCAGCAUGCAUAUUGAUCCUCAUGCUCAUCUGUUUGAUGAGUCAGAGUGGACCCACCAGGGUCUGGUUGUCAAUGUCAAUCUGCCAGAUGGUGCAUAUUACAUCACUGUGCGUGCUCUCAACAAGGUAGAGUUUGGCGGUCCUAUGGCACUCACUGUGUGUCACAGCACCCCUCUGAUUAUUGAUAAUACUCCGCCCAUCAUUUAUAGCAUCGAUGACAUCACCUAUGACUCGUCCAUUGGUAGAAUUGGAUUGCAGGUUAAUGCAAUCGAUCCUGAGUCCCAUCUGUUUGAGUAUCACCUAGCAGCAGGCAGGACACCCAGGGAUAAAUCACUGCGUGAUUGGGAGGCUCACGUCUUGGCUGAACAGCUCUACAUGGACUUCAAGAUACCCAAUGGCAUACCCUGCUGGGUUAAAGUCAGAGCAGUCAACAAUGUUGACCUGCGCACCAUAGACCAUGCUGAUGAGCCAAUUCUCGUAGACGACACUCCGCCAAUUGCUGGAGACUUGUUUGAUGGACCCUACGCUGGUAAAGAUCUCGUGUUUACCAAAGACAGAAAUGAGAUUUGUGCUAAUUGGCACAAUUGGUAUGACCCUGAGUCUGGGAUCUUCUCCUACCUGUGGGUGGUAGGCACCCAGCCUGGCCUGAGUAACGUGGUAGACUUUGUCAAAGUGUCUCGUCGAGAGCACAGUGCCUGCUCUGGCUAUGUGACCCUACAGCACGGGGAGAUGUACUACUCAACUCUUACAGCCUUCCAUGGUGGAUAUGAUAAACUCAACGUGUCAGCUUCAUCAGAUGGAGUGACUGUGGAUCUGACUCCACCGAUACAAGGUAGUGUCUAUGAUGGCUUACUACCAGGACCUACAGAUCUAGACUUCUCCUCAAAGCCAGCCACAGUGGAGGCUCAGUGGCAAGGAUUCUCUGAUCCUGAGUCUGGUAUCGAAGACUACCAGGUUACAGUCUAUCGCAAGCAUGAUGGCAGUGCCAAUCACACAACUGACUUUGAAGUCAUCCAUGAGUCAGAGGCAGUAGGCAGUGAGACAUCCUUCAUUGAGUGGCAUCACUUCCAUCUGCAUCACAAGGACCAGGUCUAUGUCAACCUACGCACCAUCAACCAGGCACUGAAUCACAUCGAUACUCCGACGAAUGGGUUCUUGGUAGACCUGACUCCUCCAAUGUUAAGAACUCUUGGAGAUGGGCUGGUAGUGGGUCAAGAUGCUGACUUCCAGUCACAUUCUGACAAUCUUGCUGUGCAUUGGGACUACUUUGAUGAUGAGUCUGGCAUCGAGUCCUUUGAGUUGGCAAUCUAUGAGAUGACAGAAGGGAACAAAUACAAGAUCUUCCCAGUGGACAAUAAUCCAAAUAGCUUUGAAUUGAUUAAUGACAUCACGGCUCGAUCCCAUGUACAAGCUGGGCUGACACUGCAACCAGGGGCCCUGUACGUGACGCGAGUCAAGGCCAUGAACCAGGCCAAACUAGUUGCUUCUCAUGAAACCAGUGGUAUCAAGGUGGAUCCUAGCCCUCCUUUGAUGAGAUAUGUCCGUGGAGGCAAUCUGGAUGGAGAAGUGGAAGAAAUCAUCAAUGGAUAUUUGUACCAGAACAGUCUCAGCACCAUCCAAGCCUCCUGGCUGGCUAUAGAUGGAGAGAGUGGCAUCAAGAGCUACUGGGUGGCAGUAGGAACAGCUCCAAAUUCUGAAGACAUCAGACAGUAUACCUCCUUGGGCUCUAAGAGCAACGGUGUGCUAUCAGACCUGAAUCUCCAACUUACUGACCCAUCAACAUGCAGUGAUGAGGCAUUCACUGUGGGUUGUCAGCCCGUCUACUACGUGUGUGUCAAGAGUCACAAUGGUGCAGGAACAUUCAGUGACGUCAUUUGCUCCUCACCGAUCAGAGUGGUGGAGGAAGAUCAAACAGGUUAUGUGACUGAUGGCCCAAGUAUGGUACAGGAUAUAGAUGCACAACACGAGAAAACAACAGUCUCCAUCUGGUUUGAUGACUUUGAGAGUCAACUGCAUGGCAUCUCUCACUAUGAAUGGGCAGUGGGUACAACCCCUGGGGGUGAGGACGUCCAACCUAUGACCUCUGAUGGAAUAGUGCCUGGCAGUGAUGACGAUGUUCAGGGAUUGGCAGGCAAAGGCAAGGCCCAGUCCCCUCUGCCCCUCCAGCAUGGAGUGUCUUACUACAGCACACUACGAGCCAUCACCAAUGCAGACAAUGUCUUAGAAUCCACCUCCAGUGGCUUCACGGUGGACAUCACUGCACCAGAGAUUAUGAUCACUGACCUGGGCCAGUAUGAUGCAAGCAUAGGCCUGAGCUUAGACGGUGGACUUCACCUGUAUCAGUCUAACACAGACUCCAUCGAUGCCAUGUGGGAUGUGAUUGAAGGAGAAAGUGACAUCAUGACUACCUAUUUCUCCGUGGGUCGCUAUCCAGGGCGUGGAGAUGUCUUCCCUGUGACUGCAACUAAUAAAUCCUACAUUCCAUCAGCGCUGAUGACUCCUGCAAACAUAGGAGUGCCUAAUGUUCUGAGUGUUCAAGCAGUCAACAGUGUUGGGCUGAGAAGAACUGUCUAUGCCACAAGUUUGACCGUUGAUAAUACUCCACCUACUGUCGGACAGGUUCAGUGUCCUGCCUUCAUCCAUGCCAAUAGCGCCCUCUUGUGUAGUUGGACUGGUUUCUUGGAUGCUGAGUCUGGCAUUGAUCAUGUGGUUUUUCUGGUUGGGACGGCCCAGGGACAAAAUGACGUGUUCCAGUCGAAUGAUCUGCCUGGCUACCUCACUCACUACAGUGUUAGAGCAAUCUGUGACAAAUGA